Bombyx mandarina (wild silkworm) is the source of this 1378-nucleotide messenger RNA. RefSeq lists its product as uncharacterized. The record is from RefSeq and is a predicted model, not a curated record. NCBI's taxonomy places the organism in Eukaryota, Metazoa, Arthropoda, Insecta, Lepidoptera, Bombycidae. Gene Ontology annotation, biological process: lipid catabolic process; arachidonate secretion; phospholipid metabolic process. Gene Ontology annotation, molecular function: calcium ion binding; A2-type glycerophospholipase activity.
CUUAAUGUAAACAGUUUUGGCGCCAUUUUGAAUCUCCAUAAAAUAAAUAUGUAAUCAAUUAAUUGUAAAUCAUAACAUAUCAAUUUAAAUAUAUUUAAGUAUAAUUAGACAAUGUAUAAAUAAAAUAACAAAAAUGGAGUGUAAAAGCAGUGUGAUUGUGACUUUGUCGUGUUUAAAUACAUUUUAUCGGAAAUUUAUUAUUUGGUUCGUAUAUGCGGGUGUUAUUUUGUUUUUAGUGCCAUCACCGCCAUCAGUAUUUUGUGAGCCAGAUUGGACACGUCAAUUGACCUAUGAUAAAAUAUACAACAACUCACAUUAUGCCCAAAUCAGGUAUAUAACGAAGCCAUACAAAAAUCAAGUCAAAACUAGCAGUAGCAACCGUAGUAACUACGAUGACACAGCCAAAGGGAACGAAAUAGAUUAUAGGAAAUUUUAUAAAGAUAAAGCGAAACUGCUUGUCGGCUUCGCGAGAGAUCCUUUCAGGUAUUCAGUGCCUCACGAGGAUUAUGCCAAGGGUGUGAGAUACGUGAAUCCUAAUUCGUAUAAAAUGGAUAAUCGGGGUAAACGUGGUGUUUUCCACUUGUAUAAUAUGAUACAGUGCGCCACUGGAUGUGAGCCUCUGUCGUAUAAGGGGUAUGGUUGUUACUGUGGAUUUCUUGGAACUGGAAGACCCACAGAUGGUAUAGACAGGUGUUGCAAGAUGCACGACCAGUGCUAUGAGAAUAUCUACUGCCCCUUCUUCACGGUAUACUUCCAGCCGUACUACUGGAAGUGCUACAGAGGAGAGCCACUCUGCGCUUUGGAGAACUAUCAGAGUCAGGACCAAUAUGUUAAUGGAUGCGCCGCGAGACUUUGUGAAUGCGACAGAUUAUUCGCGAUGUGCGUAAGAAGAUACUCUUGCCCGAGAGGGAGGUCGUUCUGUUACUCGUCACCUGUCAGACUGUUCCAGAAUUUACUAGCUUUCCGAUAGUUAGGUAUGCCGCUGACUUAAAUUGUGCAUUUUUCUGUCUUCAUCAUCAUCACAACCUAUAGGUGUUCUGAACAUAGGCUUCUCCAAUCGAUCUCCAUUGCGGCCGGUCCGUUGUCACCUGCAUCCAAAGUAAUCCAGCGAUUUUCACUACUUGAAUUACUAUAAUACUCUAUAUCUUCUAACAUACUCUUCAUAACAACAGUUUUUAAUAUACAAAAAUAGUACCAGGCUAUAGAACGAACUUGAAAGCAUAUUUUGUUAAUUCAAGAAAGAUUUCUAUUUCAUUGUCAUCUGAGAAAAAAUGUAAUAUGUUCAAAUUUUCAAGUCACUGCUACACGAAAUUCUGCAGAUACUGACAUACUACAUACUGGCGUAUAUGCUGGAAUGGUAAAUAGGAAAGAAAUAUAU